UCUUAUCUCCCGGUUCUCAAGUUCUCACCUUUUCAUCGAGCAUAUCGUUCAAAAUGUCCCUCACCAAAAGAACUAAGACCUGCCCAAACGCCGCCAUCACCGCCACACCACCGUCGCGAUCGGCGGAGACAAUAGCCAACAACGACGACCUCCUCAACGAAAUCCUCCUCCGCCUGCCCAUCAAAUCCCUCCUCAAAUUCAAAUCCGUUUCCAAGCACUGCCUCUCCCUCAUUUCCGAUCCCAAUUUCUCCCUCCGCCGCAAUCCUAACUUCCCCACCUCCGCCUCCGGUCUCUUCUUGGCACGCUCUUCGAGGAGCAUUAUCGGCGUUUCUGAAUUCGACUUCGUCAAUCUCGACGACCUAAUCCCCAAUUCCUCCGAAAGCCCCUUCAGAUCUCUCGCUUUCACCGAUGGCGGUCACGUCGCUACCGGAAUAAUUCAGUCCUGCAACGGAUUGCUGUUGUGUUGCUCAAUCAGAGCUCUCGAGCCAAGAGAGAAUUUCGUCUUCAAUCCCACCACAAAGCAGUUCACCAAACUCCCUCCGAUUUCGCCGGUCGGAGACGGCGCCCAUCGGAGGGUCUUCGGCCUCAGUUUGGCGUUCGAUCCUUCCAUUUCUCCUCACUACAAGGUCGUUUGCGUUCGGAACUCUGACGCCAGAGGCGAUCAGUAUCAGAUCGAGAUUUACUCGUCGGAGACUCGCUGCUGGAGGCUCUCCGGCGAUUCUUUCUUCAUCAAUAGCUCCGAUAUCCGAUUCGACGGCGGGGUCUAUUGGAACGGUUCUGUUCACUGGAUUAGUGUUUGGGAAGCUUCCGUCCACUUGAAGGUCGAAGAAGAGCGAAUUAGUCCAUUGCCAAUGCCGCUGAUUCCGGAAGACGGCUGGGAUCAUGAUCGGAAGUACAGAUACUUUGGCGAAUCCAGAGGACAUUUGCAUCUCAUUGAUCACAUAUACGAUCUCCAAUUGCCGCGUUUCGAUGUUUUAGAAAUGGAGACGGACUAUUCCGGCUGGUCCGUCAAGUUCCGCGUCGAUCUCUCCGAAAUUCCGAGCGCGUUUCCGCAGAUUGUCCGGAGAAAGCUUCUCCACCGGGCGAAGUUGCACGACUAUGUGUUCUCCGUGCUUUGCGUUGUUCGGAGUGAGGUUGAUGAAGAAUCGUAUCUAGUGCUGCAAAUACCCGGUAAAGUUAUAAGGUACAAUCUCAAGACCAGAACUUUCUUCAAGCUUUGUAAUUUUGAGCCUGUCUCCAGAACUAAAACCGUUCAAGAUGCGAAUUCGGUGCUGAUGAUGUUCCCGGAGUUGAUUGAGUGGACUAGUGUUCAUCAAUACAAUGAGAGUCUCGCUCUUGUUUGAUGCCACUUUUUUCAGUUUGGUUUGUAUUUUGUGUGUGUUUUUAAAAAAAUAUUAAUAUGGUAUUGUUUAUGGUUAAAUUGUGAUCCUUUUUCUAACCCGUUGUUCCUUUUUC
Molecule: messenger RNA, 1455 nt
Organism: Morus notabilis
Lineage: Eukaryota; Viridiplantae; Streptophyta; Magnoliopsida; Rosales; Moraceae
Product: F-box protein At5g07610
Exons: 1
Coding region: 54-1343 (429 amino acids)
Molecular function (GO): protein binding
Source: RefSeq, a predicted model, not a curated record